Macrosteles quadrilineatus (aster leafhopper) is the source of this 1067-nucleotide messenger RNA. RefSeq names its product peptidoglycan-recognition protein 1-like. Lineage: Eukaryota; Metazoa; Arthropoda; Insecta; Hemiptera; Cicadellidae. The transcript has 5 exons. The record is from RefSeq and is a predicted model, not a curated record. Bases 33 to 944 code for a protein of 303 amino acids. Gene Ontology annotation, biological process: transmembrane transport; peptidoglycan catabolic process. Gene Ontology annotation, molecular function: N-acetylmuramoyl-L-alanine amidase activity; zinc ion binding; transmembrane transporter activity.
CUCCGGAGUUGACCUCCGACCUCGCAGGAGGGAUGCCCCUCAACAUCUGGCCACGCCAGCCCCAGACUCUGGCUGUCGUCCGGCAAUUUAUUGUUGCUGGUUCAGCCUCUCUAUCGUUUGCGGCCGCUGGUAUGGCCUCAGCCUGGCCGUCGCCCACUCUCCCCAAGAUAGUCUCCCACGACGCCCCUGUCUCGCUAAACCUUAUUGAGAUGUCAAGGAUGGUGUCGCUUUACUAUGUGGGCAACCUAGUCAGCUGCCUUCCCAUGAGUUACCUGGCAGACAACUUCGGCCGCAAGAAAAUCCUCCUGUACUCCAGCCUGUUCACCAUACUCUCAUGGUUGAUAAUUCUCAUCGCUACGAGCGCAGUGCACUUGUACAUCGCAAGGUUUUUAGCUGUAACAAUGCCUCAACAAAAGAUUCCGCCAGAGGUGAAUGUGAUCUCGAGGACAGAGUGGGGGGCUCUUCCCCCCCGGGGGGAUGUUGAGCCCGUCACACACCCCCUGGAGAAAGUAUUCAUCACUAUGGAUACAGCAAGUCACCCGUGCUACGACAAAGAGACCUGCCUCGGCAUCGUGGCCGAUCUACAGAAAAGACACAUGACAAACGACGGAGCACCAGACAUAAGAUACAAUUUUCUAGUUGGAGGUGACGGGAACGUUUACGAAGGCAGGGGUUGGCACCAGAAACCUCAAUUGGCCAAAGAGGAGAAAUACUUCGAGGAUAAGAGCCUUGACAUUGCCUACAUCGGCACUUAUGAAGUUCACGACCUUCAGAUGUACGGAAGGCUUUGUGAUUUUCUAUUAUAUGGCGCUGAAAAAAGGGAAUUAAAAGUGGGCUAUUUUGAUACGUUAGACAAGUUUGACUUGAAAGCAUUAAAGGAAGAAGGAAAAGUCGACAAGGAAAAGUCAAAUGAUGUAGACGACAAAGUAAAAUCGUUUAGUUAAACACAGAAAAUAGGUUAUUAAUUGAAAAGUGUCUUUUGUACAAAUAAAAUAGUCGUUGAGCUACGAGCUUGAACAAGGUAUCAAAGAGAAGAAGAGGAGGGUCAAAGUGUGUAAUUAAAGGGU